Messenger RNA from Pichia membranifaciens NRRL Y-2026, 432 nucleotides. RefSeq lists its product as hypothetical. Gene Ontology annotation, biological process: respiratory electron transport chain. The record is from RefSeq and is a predicted model, not a curated record. Lineage: Eukaryota; Fungi; Ascomycota; Pichiomycetes; Pichiales; Pichiaceae. Bases 1 to 432 code for a protein of 143 amino acids. The transcript has a single exon.
AUGAGAUUCACCGCGUUACUUAGACAAGCGUCCGCCGCCGCAGGUACUGCCGGCAAGUCUCCCGUGCUAAUCAGAUCGGCCAGCGGAAACCCUACAGGUAUCACCGGGAUUCUCCAGCAUCCUAACCCUAGACCGGCACUCAUCUCUCUCUACAAGGCCACCCUGGCGGAAUUGAGCGAGAAGUUUCCUGCCGACUCGAUCUACAGACAGUCGGUGGAGAACUUGACCAAGUCGAGACUCGCCAUUGUGGAGAGCAACGAGGUGGUCGAAAAGAUCGAGAACCAGAUCGGGUGCGGUUUGAUCGAGGAGGUUGUCAUCCAGGCUAACGAGGAGUUGGAGUUGGCCAAGCAGAUGGCCGAGUGGAAGGCCUGGGAGCCUUUGCAGGAGAAGCCAUUGGACGACCAAUGGUCCUACUUUGGUAGAAAGGUCUGA